CUUUACUUACCUGCUGUGUGCAGUGGUUUUGCACAGAGCAGCCUGCAUCCUCCUCUUCUCGCGUCUCAAGCAGGCUCUUCUGGCUCCUCCUUUCUGUCGGGUGCCCCCAUAGCAAGCAGCUUGCUAUGGGGGCACCCGCUGCUCCGUGUGUCCAUUCACACAAGGAGUUGUGGCUUGGCCCCGCAGAGACCUGGGACAGCUAAUGUUGUCAUGUACAUCACUGGAUCUCGAUGGGGCUCAUUGAGUAUUGAGGGGGUUGUGGGGAGCUGCUGCACACAGAAGGUUUUUUGCCUUCAUGCAUAGAAUGUAUGAAGGUAAAAAAACCUUGAGCCUUUACAAUCACCU
This is a messenger RNA of Staurois parvus, 345 nucleotides long. The record is from the annotation of a GenBank genome assembly. Lineage: Eukaryota; Metazoa; Chordata; Amphibia; Anura; Ranidae.